This is a messenger RNA of Symbiodinium sp. CCMP2456, 1221 nucleotides long. Lineage: Eukaryota; Dinophyceae; Suessiales; Symbiodiniaceae. The record is from the annotation of a GenBank genome assembly.
AUGGGGGUAUGGGAGUACCCGGAUGGGAACGAAGUCUCCCUGAACCAGGAUCAGGCCAACGCUUCUGAGGAGGCUGCCGUUGCGGAGGGCGCGGAUGCUGAAGCGAACACAGGGGAUGCCGCCGAGAUGACAGCGGAGCCCACAGCCACGCCGGAAAAGUCCCCUCUCCAGGAGCUCAAAGAGCAGGUCUCUGCUCUCGAGGCAGCGGUGGCGGAGCUGAGGCGGCCUGCGACCGCAGAGGAUCCGGACUCCGUCGAUCCCAUGGCUCAGCCAGAAACCGGGGCUGCAGCUGCGGCACCAGCACCGCAGGUAGAGGUGCGCAUGGGAAGCAUGGAGGCCAAGGUGCGGGACUUAGCUGCUGCAGUGGAGACGUUGUCAGACAGCUUGGCCAUUCUGGAGGGACCCCCUGCGCCAGGGGAAGCUCCCACGAUUCCACGGCCCGCGUCCAGGUCUGCAGAGAUUUUCGGGCGCCUGGACUCUCUGGAGGCACGCGUGGUGGCCUUGGAGCAGUGCAAAGGUGGCAGCAAAGCCGAAGGCGAGGGCGGCGAAGGUGUCGCUCCCACGGAGCCGCCGACGGAAGUGGGGAGGACGGGCAAUCCCGUCACAGAAGCUGAGGCCGAAGCCCGUGGGCUUGUGAUGGGGCCUGAAGCUGAGGAAAGCGAGCGCGAGCGCUUUGCGCCAGAAGUGCCGGAGCUCACCGGCGAGGAACAGGCAACUGGUUGCCUUGAGUGGAAUGGGGAACCUGGAGACUGGGACGAGAAACUCACAUUCUUGGGAGACCAUGUGCAGGCUGCUACACCAGAGCAAGCAGAGCUGCUCAGUGGAAUUGUCAAAGAUGUGAAGUAUUGUUUGAAGAGGUGCGAGCUCCUGUUCCAGCUUCCUGAGAUCAAGGGGUUCAUCAAGCGUUUCCAGGCAUCGCUCCAUGUCAACGCCGUCCUGCAAGAUCGUUGGCUCGGCCCGGGUGGGCGCUCGGGCCGAGGCUUUUUCGACGAUGAAGAUCUCUUCGAAACCUCUUCCCGGAUACGACCCUCGAGCUCCGCAGUCGACCUGUCCCUUUCCAACCUCUCCACGGACCCUAUCACCAGGGUGCGCCGGAACGAGCCCAACAAGCGUCCCUUCCGCACGGUGACGGACUGGGCACGGCCCCACACGCCCCUUACAGUGGACCCAGUGCUGAAGACCUCCACCCCAAGCCUGCCAGACAUACUUCCACCCAAAUAG